This is a messenger RNA of Homo sapiens (human), 11051 nucleotides long. It is a transcript of the gene NHLRC2, whose product is annotated as NHL repeat containing 2. The coding region runs from base 213 to 2393 and encodes 726 amino acids. Lineage: Eukaryota; Metazoa; Chordata; Mammalia; Primates; Hominidae. The record is from RefSeq and is marked validated. The transcript is spliced from 11 exons. Gene Ontology annotation, cellular component: cytosol.
AGUUUAAUUACGUCCCCGGGAACUGCGCCGAUUUGGACUUUUGGCACUUGGACCUAUGCUUUAAAAAGAAAAAAGUGUCAUUGGCGUGGAGUGGGGCUAGUGGAGGGUGAGGUGAAUGCGCCGUUUGGAAACCACAGGACAGUGAACGUUUCGUCUCUCCCAGCGAGACUCUCCCGCGGGCCCGGCGGCCGCAUCGGGAGCCCGGCGGAAACAUGGCGGCGCCCGGAGGCCGGGGCCGCAGCCUCUCCGGCCUGCUCCCCGCGCAGACCUCGCUAGAGUACGCCCUGCUCGACGCCGUUACCCAGCAGGAGAAGGACAGCCUGGUCUACCAGUAUCUGCAGAAGGUGGACGGCUGGGAGCAGGACUUGUCAGUACCCGAGUUUCCGGAAGGAUUAGAAUGGCUGAACACAGAAGAACCUAUUUCUGUCUACAAGGAUCUAUGUGGAAAAAUAGUCGUCCUUGAUUUCUUCACCUACUGCUGCAUAAACUGUAUUCACCUAUUGCCUGAUCUCCAUGCAUUAGAACACACAUACUCUGAUAAAGAUGGUCUUCUUAUUAUUGGUGUUCACUCGGCUAAGUUUCCAAAUGAAAAAGUCCUGGAUAACAUUAAGAGUGCUGUUCUUCGAUACAACAUCACCCACCCUAUGGUUAAUGAUGCAGAUGCCAGCCUUUGGCAAGAACUAGAAGUUUCCUGCUGGCCAACUCUAGUCAUACUUGGACCUCGUGGAAACAUGUUGUUUUCUUUGAUUGGAGAGGGACACAAAGAUAAAUUAUUUUUAUAUACUUCAAUUGCUUUAAAGUAUUACAAAGACAGGGGGCAGAUCAGAGAUAAUAAAAUUGGAAUAAAACUCUAUAAAGAUUCUUUGCCACCUUCACCAUUGCUAUUUCCUGGCAAAGUAACAGUAGACCAAGUUACUGAUAGAUUGGUAAUAGCAGACACUGGACAUCAUAGAAUUUUGGUCGUUUGGAAGAAUGGACAAAUUCAAUAUAGCAUUGGAGGACCCAACCCUGGAAGAAAAGAUGGAAUAUUUUCAGAAUCAACUUUUAAUUCUCCACAGGGUGUAGCCAUAAUGAAUAAUAUCAUAUAUGUGGCAGACACUGAAAACCACCUUAUAAGAAAGAUUGACCUAGAAGCUGAGAAGGUGAGCACUGUAGCUGGUAUUGGAAUUCAAGGUACAGAUAAAGAAGGUGGAGCAAAAGGAGAACAACAACCCAUUAGUUCCCCUUGGGAUGUAGUUUUUGGAACAUCAGGUUCAGAGGUCCAAAGAGGUGACAUUUUAUGGAUAGCCAUGGCAGGGACUCAUCAGAUAUGGGCACUCCUGCUGGACUCUGGCAAACUGCCAAAGAAAAAUGAGUUAACAAAAGGAACCUGCCUUAGGUUUGCUGGAAGUGGAAAUGAAGAGAAUCGAAACAAUGCCUAUCCUCACAAGGCAGGUUUUGCCCAACCUUCAGGCCUUUCCUUGGCCUCUGAAGAUCCCUGGAGCUGCUUGUUUGUAGCAGAUAGUGAGAGCAGUACAGUGAGAACCGUUUCACUGAAAGAUGGAGCAGUGAAGCACCUCGUAGGAGGAGAAAGAGACCCCAUGAAUUUAUUUGCUUUUGGUGAUGUUGAUGGAGUAGGAAUCAAUGCAAAGCUUCAACACCCCCUUGGAGUAACAUGGGACAAAAAAAGGAAUUUACUUUAUGUUGCAGACUCCUACAAUCACAAGAUUAAAGUUGUGGAUCCAAAAACAAAAAACUGUACAACAUUAGCAGGAACUGGAGACACAAAUAAUGUUACCAGUUCCAGUUUUACAGAGUCAACUUUUAAUGAACCAGGAGGCUUGUGUAUUGGAGAGAAUGGAGAAUUAUUAUAUGUAGCAGACACCAAUAAUCAUCAAAUUAAAGUGAUGGAUUUAGAAACUAAAAUGGUAUCUGUGCUCCCCAUCUUCAGAUCUGAAAAUGCUGUGGUAGAUGGCCCGUUCCUAGUAGAAAAACAGAAGACAUUACCCAAACUACCUAAAUCUGCUCCAAGCAUUAGGCUUUCCCCCGUGACUGCGUGUGCUGGCCAGACUCUUCAGUUCAAACUCAGAUUAGACCUCCCAUCAGGAUCAAAGCUAACUGAAGGAGUAUCCAGUUGCUGGUUUCUAACAGCUGAAGGCAAUGAAUGGCUACUUCAAGGACAGAUAGCAGCUGGAGAUAUAGAGAACAUUUCCAGUCAACCAACAAUUUCACUACAAAUUCCUGAUGAUUGCUUAUCACUUGAAGCCAUUGUAUCUGUCAGUGUGUUUCUUUAUUACUGUAGUGCAGACAGCAGUGCUUGUAUGAUGAAGGCAAUUUUGUUCAGUCAGCCUUUACAAAUAACGGAUACACAGCAAGGUUGCAUAGCUCCAGUAGAGCUCAGGUAUGUAUUUUAGCCAGCCAGCUAGCUAGCAACCCAUUGCCACCACCUACUGUCUCCCAUCCUGACUAUCACUGUAAUUUAAGGAAAGAAAACUUCAGUUCUGCCUCUGGAUACCAAGAUGCCCAUUGCUCAGUUCAGACAACUGAUAUUAAAAUAAAGCUAUGCUCCUUACUUACUUCUUUUAUUAUAAACAAAUUCCUUUGCUUUGGCUGAUACUAGCUGAGUCAUUGAUCAUCAUUGGUACCAUGAUAUUGUAAUCUAUGCUGCUAUUUGGCACAAGACUGAAGUUCACACUACAGUAGAGAAUACUAUAAGAUAAUUUGCAAUAAAUACUGAUAAUAAUAAUACCAGAUAUUUUAACUAACUUUUUCUACCUUUAUUAAUAGCAAUCAGCACACUUGAAUGUGUAAAUUUCACAGUAACUUUAGGCAGAACUUAAGCUCCAGGCCACAUUUGUAUAAGAACACCAAGUAUUCAAGGCAUAAAGUCUGUUGUAAGCCAAAAAAAAGUCUUUUCAUCACUGUAGAAGCUUAAGGAGUACAUCAGUGGUAAAUACGAUCUUUAUUCUCUUCUGUGGUUUUCUCAGUUGAGAUAUUUUUAAAAGAGAGUUUUGAUCUAUUUUUAUUAUAAAUUAUUUGUUAUUUAACAUACCAUUAUGAAUGCCUUAAAACUUUGUACAGAUAAAGUUGGACAUAGAAUCUCUAAGGACUGACUCCUUUAACUGUUUUUGAGUGACUACAUUACCAGAUAAUGAAUGAGUCCCCAGAAAUAUUAUGACUUUCAAGGAAAAAGGGACUUUAGGACACAUUACUUAGUGUCUGUGAUAAAUAAUUUAUUGUGACAGCUAAAUCUGAUGGUUACAUAUCUUGUUUUGGAAAUGUACAUUUCACUUGUAAGCAUUAAAUGCAGAUUUGUUGAGUUUAGGUUUUGAGGUUUUUUUCGUUCCCAUAUUCAGAAUUUAAAUUAUGAUCAUUUAUUGUGAUGUUUUUAAAAAUCACUUUUAAGCCUUAAAAGUGAAAUUUUCAGUGUGAGGUGCUUUCAUGCUAUUAAUAGAUACAGUAUAUCCUAAUAUAUUAGUCUUCAAAAUAUUAAGGCCGAAACAGUGAUUUAAUGAUACUAUUUUUUAAUUUUUGUUGUUUUUUAUCCCUAAAAAAAGAUAUUGGAAAGGUUUUUUUUCUAUUGUCAUAAUUUAUAACUACUUAAAAGCCUAAUCUUGUUUUCCUUAAGACCUAUUCAACAUGUUUGUGAUUUAAUCAGCUUACAAGGGUUUAAAAACAUCAGGUGAACCAUGUUUAUUUAUUCAGUAAAUAUUUAUAGACAAUAUGGCAUAAUAUGCUUCCCUUCCCUGUAAAAACAGUGCUAAAUUUGAAGUGUAAUCUUUUUUAAACAUCAUUGUCUAUUUUUAAUUUUGUUUGAAAUGUAGUAUUAGUUUGUUUUAUUCAUAAGGUUAGCUGAAUCUCUGAAGUAAGGAUGUAUAAAUCAUGACAUUGAUUUAAUUAGUCAUCUACUGAAGCUACUUUUAAAGAGAAAUAUAGAUAUAAAAUUAAAAGGAAUCCUGUUUAAAAUUAUAUGUAAUUACCUCAUAAACCUUUUCUCUCCACAAGCAAUCAAAAAAAUGAAAUGUUCUGUAAUAAAAGGGUGUAUAACAUACUCUCUUUUAUGAGAAUAGGCCUUAGUUAUUUUAUUUUAUUUUUGAGACGUAGUCUGGCUCUGUAGCCCAGGCUGGGAGGGCAGUGGCGCGAUCUUGGCUCACUGCAACCUCUACCUCCUGGGUUCAAGAGAUUUUCCUGCCUCAGCCUCCCAAGUAGCUGGGAUUACAGGCGUACACCACCAUGCCCAGCUAAUUUUUUUGUGUUUUUAGUAGAGACAGGGUUUCACCAUGUCAGUCAGGCUGGUCCCAAACUCCUGGCCUCAGGUGAUCCGCCUGCCUCUGUCUCCCAAAGUGCUGGGAUUACAGGUGUGAGCCACCUUGCCCUACUGGCCUUAGUUAAUUUUUAAUCUCAUUUGACUUAUUAUGUUUCUCAUUUCUAGAUGGACAGGAUGAGAAUAUUUUGGCCCAAUCAUUUUCUGUUUAAGGACUUAAACAAUUUCACACUCUAAAUGAAGUAUAUACAAUUUUAAUUUACUAAUUUAGAAAUAUCUGAGUUUAUUUUUCAAUAUAAUAUACAAACACAGUGUUUGUUAUACAUGUUCAUGUACAGUGAAAAUGCAAAGGCAUUUUUUAGACUCUAUUCCCCUUCAUUUGUCUAGACAGUUUUAGGUUAGCCUUAGCUUAUACUUUUCUUGACUUUCAAAAUACAGUUUUAUUGAACAUUCUUAUUCUUACCCACUGCCAGUCUGCAUUGUUUUUUACAUUAAAAGUAUUAUUUAUAGUAGACUAAUAUGAUUUUGAAUAAAAUCACACUUAAGCAAUAUAGAUAGGUUCCUAGAAUUUAUGACGAGGAUAAACCUCUCACAUAAGAGGAAGCACUAGAAAGUUUAUUUUUAAAACUUGUUGAUCCAUAUUCUAUAAGGACUAAUGCAUAUUUUUUAUCUUUUGCUUUUCUUGUUGGAUAAAUUAUUAUGUCCAGUGAUAGUUUAAAAAGAACAAGAUUUUAGUGUAAGUCACCUCACUUGAAAUGCCAGUAAUGUGGUAUUACACACAUUUUAUAUAAUACCUGGAAUCUUUGCCCUAAAUUAUUCUGCUGGUUUGUCGCUAUUUUUUUCCUCUCCUCUUUAUUAUUUCACAAAUGGUAGAAUUUCUUGAUAUGAUUCUUGUAAAGAGUUUAGCUUAUCUUGAACAUUCUGUCUUAAGCAAAUAUUUAACAAGAGAAAACUUUGUAGUUUAAUCACCCAUAAGUGUAACUUUAGCAAAAUUCAAUGACUAUGAAAAAUAAUUUUUUUCUUAACUGUUCUAAUAAUAUUUAGUUAUAAUAUUAUCAAACCUUCAGAAAGUUAUAAAUCCUAACAGCCAGAAAAAAAAAUUUACUAUGUGUAUAUUUAUAUAGGUGUGUGUAUACACAAAGAUUAAGAAUUAUUCAUGAUUCUUUUAUGGCCAAUAUACUUUUGAGCUUGUAUAACUGAGAUAAGUUACUCUUUGCUUGUUUUUCUGUAGUUGGAAAAUUUAGGAAGUUAUUAAAAAUACAUAUCUCUAUAAUGUAAUAGUUUUCUGCCUGCACAAAGUUUACUAUUAAUUUAUGUCUACCAGUUAAAAAUACGAUAGUUAGAUUUGGCAUCACGUUUAACCACAAUCAUCAAAAUCUACUUAAAUUCUAUAGUUAACAGUUACAUAAGAAUAUAUGCAGAGGGAAAAUGUCAAUAGUUCUUGUGAAUGAAGGAAUUAUGGAUGUUUUUAUUUUAAUUCUACUUUGCUGUUUUUUUUUUCUUUUCAGUGAGCAAUCUGUUAUUUUUAAAAUCACGGUGGGGGGAAACCCAUAAAGUUUAAAGAGUUAAAGUUAACUGAAUCGUAAGCACUUAUAUAAUAACUUUUUAAAAGUCAUUUUUAUUACCAGAGCUCAGAACAUUGUUUGGAGUCCUUUGAUCUACCGGUUCUCUUAAGUACGUGAUUUCGUGAAGAUAGCAAUGGUUAUGGCUUUUUUGUUCUGUUAUUUUUAUUGUGUAACGUAGUGUAGUGGUUAAGAGCUUGGAUUUUGCAGUAACUUGGAUUCUAAUCCUUUAAAAUGGGGCUGAUAUACCUGCCUCAUAUUCAAUGAAAUAUUGUGUGUACAGCACUUAGUAAUUAAUGAAACUGGUAAUUAUUAGCUUAGUUACUGUAAUGAUAAUUUGGGACCAUAAACACAUAUCACCCUACAUUUUCUUUGCAACUACAAUUUGUGAAGGAAAAUCUCCCACUAACUAUUGGUUAUGUUAAUAUUCUUCAUAGAGUUGGGUUCAAGAAGAGAAAUGUUUUAUAAUGAAGCAUAUAACUAUUUUAUAAACAACAUUGUAGUUAUAAAGAAGCAUGCCUAUAGUGUUAUUAAAAAUUUUUUGUACGACUUUCUGGAGCUACAAGUAAUGAACUUGCUUUGAGAGGGUCCAGACAUACUCAUCCUGAACCACAUUCCUACAACAUAUGCCCAACAACCUGCACCAGAGUACUUAUAUCUUAACCAAAAAGUUUCACUUCAAUGGUGGUGCUUCACAAAAUCUUCAAAGUGCUUUCAUGUGUAUUGCCUCAUUUGAGCUUCAAAUAACCUUAUAAAUCGGGCAGGUAGAUGUUAGUUUACAGAGGAGGAGACAGCUUUGGAAUAGUGGUGACGUAUCUGAAGAAUAGAAAACCGGAAUAGUGCUCGAUGCCUGAAGUGGUGCCUGGCGCCAGCAGAUGUUCACUUCUGUCAAACAAGGGGAAGUAGUGGUGGAGCCUUUAUUCAGGCACGGGUCUCCUCAUUCCUAACUCCAAGAUGCAGAGGGAAAACGAACUGCUCAAUUAAGAGUUCUUCCAUGGACACUUUCUUAAGCCUUCACAUAAAAUAACAAGAAUAAUAGAUAUUUAUUGAGUAGAUAUUUAUUGAGUUCUUUCUAUUUUCCAGCACUCAUCUAUUAAGUGCUUUUAUGUAUUAACUCAUUUAAUCCACACAACAACCUUAUGUGAGAAAUACCAUUUUUCCUUAUUUGAUUGGUGAAGAAGCACACAGAGAGGGUAAGCAUAAUCAAAUACACCAGCAUAACCAAAAUCACACAUUUAGCGAGUGGCAGGGCCUGGAUGGGAGUCUGUUCAACUCUCUGCUGUAUUGCCUCUUAAAGUAGGUUUUCUUAAAACAUAAAUCUUUCAUAACUUUAUAUAUUUAUAGUAACUUAAUCCAAAGAACCCCAAAAGUACUAGCAAUGAUUGUUUCUGCAAUUUAAAUAAAUCCAUUUAAUUAUACAACUUUGCAUUAUAUACUGUUAUUCAGACCUUGGAACAGUCUAUAAUUGUUUGUCAAAAGAUUUUAUGUACUACUUUUUCUUAAUUUCAGAUAUUAUCCAGAGUUUUUCUUGGCAGAUGGAUGUAUUAAAAAAAUAGCUUUCCAGUGUUAGUUCUCAACAGUGCUGUUUCAAAAGUUGUUUUAAAAGUUCUAACGGUUGGUCUUCAAAACGUAAUUAAGACCUUAUCAUAAAGAGCCUUUUGCACAGGACUAUCUCAAACCCUAAGAAGCUAUUCAUAUUUAAGAAAAUUUUGUUGUAUUAAAUAUUAGUCCAAGUGAGCUCUGGAAAUACAGUCUUCUGCUUUCUUGUUUCAUAAAUAACACUGGUAUGCAGACCCCUCCCCAUGACUCAAAUAUUAAUAUAUGCAAUUCUGUUACAGUAAAGUUUUCACCAUGGUCAACCUAUUCCAGCAUUAGGUACUUUUUGUUGUUGUUGUUUUGUUUUUUUUUUUUUUUUUUGAGAUGGAGUCUCACUCUGUCACCCAGGCUGGAGUGCAAGGGUACAAUCUCAGCUCACUGCAGGCUCCACCUACCGGGUUCAAGUGAUCCUCCUGCCUCAGCCUCCCAAGUAGCUGGCGCUCACCACUACUGGUGCCCACCACAAUGCCCGGCUAAUUUUUGUACUUUUAGUAGAAACAGGGUUUCUGUUGGCCAGGUUGGUCUCGAACUCCUGACCUCAUGUGAUGCGCCUGCCUUGGCCUCCCAAAGUGCUGGGAUUACAGGCGUGAGCCACCGUACCCAGCCUAGCAUUAGGUACUUUGUUUUGUUUUGUUUUGUUUUUGUUUUUUUUGAGAUGGAGUUUUGCUCUUGUUGCCCAGGCUGGAGUGCCAUGGCAACACAGCCUCCACUUCCUGUGUUCAAGCAAUUCUCCUGCCUCAGCCUCCUGAGUAGCUGGGAUUACAGGCGUCUGCCACCACGCUUAGCUGAUUUUUUGUAUUUUUAGUGGAGAUGGGGUUUCGCCAUGCUUGCCAGGCUGGUCUCGAACUCCUGACCUCAGGUGAUCUGCCUGCCUUGGCCUUCCAAAGUGCUGGGAUUACAGGCGUGAGCCGCUGCGCCCAGCGCACUAAAUACUAUUAAAAGGAAUUAAGCAAAAUGCUACGUACCAAUGAUUAUGAUUCAUGAUCACCUAAACACAGAAUGCAGACUUAACUUUUCAUUCUUAGUGUGCUAAUUAAGUAGUAGUAUGGUGCAGUAAGGAAUUUUGUUAAUUUUGUUAUAAACUCCCUCUCCUGAAAUCCGUAAGGAAAUGUGAUAAUAAGAAAGUGAUAAUAGUGUCAUAUUUUAAAAGUAGAAUCCACUGUUAAGCACCAAGAUUACCUUUUCUUCCCCCUGUGGCACAGUUUAUUUAAAUGAAGUAUUAGCAAUAAUCAUGUCACUAUUUUGUCCUGAAUAAUUAAGAGUUUGCUUUUUUCCCAUGUCUUUGCAAUAGGAUAAUAUAAAGAAUAGUAUUAAAAGUCAGAGGCUUUACUAAUCUACCUAUAUGUAUUCCAUGGCUAACAAACCCUGGCCCCUUUACAUAUGAGCUCUGGAGGUUCGCCUGGCUGCCUCAGGCUUGCAGAAGGCUGCCCCAAUCACAGAGCCUGGGUAAGGUGGAACAGGAGGCAGCCCCACUCGGCUUUUCUGAUUGCAUCCCACCUGUUUCUGAGUGUGUUGGUUUGGUUUAAUUCUUUUCAAGGGUUGGAGUUGGAAAGUGAAAACCCUAGACACUUGCUGUGGAAUGUUUGCCUGGUUGUAUUGGUGUGUCCCUCUUCUUCACUGGCAUGUCGCUUUCAAGUGUACCAAAGGACAUUUUGUUCUGUUGAAAGCCACAGGACCAAAAGGAAAAUAUUGCAACUAUUUGCAAACAUACUUCCCUACCUGUACAAGCAGCCAUAUACUAAAAAGCACUAAACAAGCACAAAUGAACACUAAAUAGCCUUAUACCAAAAAGCAUUCUUGUAACUGUCAGGGCAUGGUAUGAAUUCCUUCCUCUUUAAGCAGCAACUUACCACAGGCUUGGUGGCUUUAAGUAAUAUAGCAUUAAGCAAAUGGUCAGUUAUUUUUUAAUGUUGAAAACUUCCAAGUGUGAAUAAUACGGACAUAGUUUACUACCUUUUGCUUUUAAUAUACCUGGUUAUCUAUUUCCAUUUGAAAUAAAAUGAAAGGAGACCUCAAACUGAUGCUGAGAAGUAGACAAAAUCAGCUCUCAGACUUAACUCUCCCCAAUUAAAAUAGUUUUUUUUUCCCUUCCCAUUUUUUUGUUUUUAAGAGAUAGGGUCUUGCUGUGUUGCCCAGGCUAGAGUGCAGCAGUGACAUGAUCAUAGCUCACUGCAGCCUGGAACUCCUGGGCUCAGGAUCCUUCUGCUUCGGCCUCCUGAGUAGCUAAGACCACAGGUGUGUGCCACCACACCUGGCUAAUUUUUUUAAAAUUUUUUGUAGAGAUGGGGACUUGCUAUGUUGCCCAGACUGGUCUCGAACUCCUGGCCUCAAGCCACCAACCUCUCAAAUUGCUAGAAUUACAAGCAUGAGCCACCACACCUGGCCUGUUAUUCCUUCUUUAUCUAAUGUGUGCUAAGCUUGUGAAAAAUAUAUGUUGAGGUAAAUAGGGCAAAACAUUAGUUGAUAAAUUAUGCUAAUUAAUGGGAAAAAUAGACAUGUUCCUCUCUGAACAUUUAGAAGGACUCUGCCCUACAACUAUCUUCUGUUUUUAGAAUUUGUAGUCACUGUUCUUAGUGCCACUGGAAAUAUAUUCAUUCUUUGAGCAUGUACAGGGUGGGCUCCCUGUUGUAUUUAUUACACUUUUCAAAAUGCCAGCAAGUUUUUGUUUGUAUAGAGUUGGAAUGUAUUGUUCGUGCAUGCCUGUGAUAUUCAUCAUCAAAAUAUACCUGUAAAAAAUAAACUACUGCUUCCUCUCCACAGCUUAGGCCUCCCUCUUACUAAAAACAAUAGUAGUUUCUGUAGAAGUUUCAGUGAGAAAUUAUGGUUAUAUAAAUAACAGAUAUGGCAGAACAAUUUUGUUGUAGUAUUUUUUUCCGUAGCAUUUCUUAAUAAUAGCUCAGUUUUUAAAGGAGGGGAACAAUACCCCAUGAGUUCAAAUUAAUUUUCUCUACUUUGAGGUAUACCUUCCUAAUUAUAUUUUACAUAGGCUGUUUUUUUUAAGUUUAAAUUCUCACUGUUAAGUUGCAUUGAGAGACAAUUAGAAAUGUUGUAAUUGUCAUAUCUUUACAUGUGGAUUAUGAACAAAUGAAAGUUUGCUGUGUGAUUGCAGUUUUAAAUUAUAACAUUUCAUAAAUAUGUCAAUUUUAGAAACUCAAACUCUUUCCCAUCUUUUGUAUGGAUAAAGUUUAUGGUUUCAUUUCUGAGAAUAGAGUUGGUCUGCUGUGCUAACUUCAUGUUUCUUAUUCCAAAGGCUUGAUUAUAUUUUUUUCUCCAGUGAUUAAAAAUGCAGCGAAAAUCCAAUCUACAAGUUCAUAUAUUGGUAUUUCUAGACAUAGUCUAGUUCUAAAAGAAUGUACUUGGUGUGCAUUUUUAAGUGUUUCAUGUAGACAGAUUAAUAUAUUUUUGUACAACAUUGUAUUUCUACAUUUAUUUCAAGACUGUACUUUUCAGUGACUUUUUCAAGUGCAUGUGUUAACAGAAGAUUGUUUGGAACGAGAGUGCAGUGGCUUCUUUACUAGCAAAGAGAAGUGUAAUACAAGUGAUCAUAGAAGGUGAGAAUGUGUUUAUACUGUAUAUGGAAACCUAAUGCCUCUUUUCUAAAGCUUUGUACAUUUUUUUCGUGAAAUAGAUUAAAUAUUUUCUCUCUAAAA